UAUCAAUUGUACAAACCGCAUUUCUCUUGGCAUUCACAUUCACCAUUUGCUCGCCCCGUCUCUGUUCUCUGAUUAUUGUACAUUCCCCACAGAGACAGUCACCUCUAUUUCUCCAUUCAGGUCUUGUAACUUCCGCAGACACUUUAAUUAUCCCACCCACGACUAGUUUCUGCGCCUCUCUUUCCUACAACCCAACACUUCCAACACAUCCUGAUUGCAACUCUGCUUUCCGAACUACACACAACUACCGAAUUCCACUCAAACCCCCAACAUCCGUCCAAAAGAUGUCUUCCGCCCCCUCGUCUUCUACACGCUUUCUGUUCCCAGAUACCGGGCCCAAGAAGAAAGAGCAGCCCGUCAGGUUCCCCGUCGCCCAGUAUGAUCUGGACGAAUUCGCUGGGACAGCCUCCAGAUACGAUAAUCCCACCGAGGGCGUCAAGGCUCUGAGCGAAGAUAUCUCGGACGCCGCAGACAAGAUGGCAUGGGCUCUAUCGUCAAAUGAGGACACCCCUUUCAUCAUUACGUCCGUGUCGUCCACGGUGCGAGAAUGGGGCAACCGCCUGACUUGCCUCGCCGCGCAGAUGGAGAAGAUGGAGGCCGACCGGAUCAAAGAUGCCUUGGCCAGCAUCACCCGCGAAGAGGAGAUGGUGAAAGCCCACGAGGCACAGAUCCAGCAGGAGCGAGAGGAGAUGAACGAACUCCUCUGGAACGCGCUGGCGCAGGAACAGCAGCGCGAGAAGCAGCAGCGGCAGCGGGAGCUGCGAGAGCAGCAGCAGGAGAAGAAGAAGGAGUUGCUGCGACAGAAGAAGCGGGAGCAGCGGGAGAAGCAGAGGGCGCAGCUGGAUAAGAAGAUGCUGCUGAAGAAAUGCCGACAGGAGAAGGCCGAUGAGGCGGACGAUGAGAGCUCGGAUGUGGAGUCCGUCCCCGCUGCCGCCAGCAUGGUCUCCAAACCCACUUCCCCUCGUAAGGGAUACGCCUGCAAGAGGCAGAAGCUGCAUCACAGCGCUGAUGAGGAGGCUAAUAUACCCUUGGGUUGGGGAAGUGGUUGGGGGUGGAUGAGGGGAUGA
Periconia digitata is the source of this 1067-nucleotide messenger RNA. Lineage: Eukaryota; Fungi; Ascomycota; Dothideomycetes; Pleosporales; Periconiaceae. The record is from the annotation of a GenBank genome assembly.